GCAUUCAUGGGCCCAUUAGAUAAUGGGCUCUAGGUUUGUUUUGUUUCUCCAGUCCAAAAACAGAAAACUGAAGCGGGAAAUUCGAACUUACUGACUAGUCGCUCGAGGUGUCGCCUAGGUCAAGCACAACAUAAGACCACGGCGGCGAUGUACAAUACAAUCGUCAAUCGGAAGGAGGAGUGUAAGGUGGAGUUUCCAAACUAAUGGCAGAGGAGGAUAUGAGAGCACAAAGGACGGUAAUGGCAUUUUUCCGUCCUCCUAGAGGUUUUCCGGGACCGGAGAGACGUCAAAGCCGAUUUGAAGAAUUCGUCCGGCGAAUAAGGAAGAGAAAAGGCAGUAGCGGUGAGAAAGCAAGGGCGAUGAAGACCUGAACGGCGUCGUUUUGGUUUAGCAAGGACGAUGAAGACCUGAACAGCGCCGUUUUGGUUUAGCAAGGGCGAUGAAGACCUGAACGGCAUCGUUUUGGUUUAGCAAGGGCGAUGAAGACCUGAACGGCAUCGUUUUGAUUUAGCAAGGGCGAUGAAGACCUUAACGGCGUCGUUUUGAUUUAGCAAGGGCGAUGACGGCGACGUUUCGGUUUAUCUCCGACAUGAUAAUCUUCCGUCCUGUGCAAUUGAUUAUCCGAUGCAAAAGCUACGGGGAGAGGAAAAAGCCGGCCGGUGAAUAAACACUCGUCCGUUUUCUUUUUUUCCAAGUAUCAACUACAUGUCGUUUUGUCGCAUCGUAGAAUGGCAGGCAGUGUAAAAGCAAAUUGGGGGACUUGAGGGUGCAGAGCUUGAUCGUGACAGUGUGGGGUCCAGCUACGAUAACCGAAUUCUAUUUCCUCUAGCGUCACGUGCGGUUAUUUAUAUUGUACGUACGUGUCACAAUAUGAGAGGGUUACUAGUGAAAUUCUCAGUCACAGUGGCGUAUCGUUAGCAGUGCUCAUGACAUGCUCCUCCCUCUCCCUCUGAUCACUACUCAAUAGUCGCGACGAGUCGGUUCUCUCUGUUUCUGGGUUGCUCGUGAGGUGAAGCAAUGUUUUACUCUCAUCAGCUUCUAGCUCGGAAAGCUCCGUUAGGUCAGAUAUGGAUGGCCGCUACGUUGCACGCGAAGAUCAAUCGGAAGAAGCUGAACAAGCUCGAUAUCAUUCAAAUCUGCGAAGAGAUUCUCAAUCCGUCGGUUCCAAUGGCUCUCAGACUUUCUGGGAUUUUGAUGGGUGGGGUUGUGAUCGUAUAUGAGAGGAAAGUAAAGCUCCUUUUCGAUGACGUCACUCGCCUUCUGGUGGAAAUUAAUGGAGCUUGGCGCACAAAAGCUGUUCCUGAUCCUACUUUACUACCCAAAGGAAGAACCCACGCCAGGAAAGAGGCUGUUACAUUGCCUGAGAAGGAAGAAGCUGAUUUUGGGGAUGUUGAACAGACUCGGAGUCAGUUACCCAAAUUUCCCAAUUUCAUGGAUUUUCAGCAGUCUUAUAUCUCCAUGCGGUUAGAUGAACCCAAUGUCAACGAGCAAGAAGAUCUUGGACAGCAUUUCCAUCAAGCUGAUGCCGAGAAUAUCACACUCUUCGAGUAUCAUGCUUCAUACCAGACUAAUACUGAGACCUAUGAUCGUUUUGAAAGAUUUGACAUCGAAGGAGAUGAUGAAACUCAGUUGAACUUCAAUCCACCAGAAGGCGCGCAAAUACCCCCAGUGCUGAUCCCAUCACCACCUCGUCAUCAUGACUUUUCUGAAGGAGGCAAACCCACAAGCCCUUUGCGGCAGGAGCAACAAGAGGAGGGGAGGGAUGCAUUUGCUGAGCAGACGGGGGAACAAAACAUACCGGACAGAGAGGACCAAGAUAUACCACGGCCAACAAAAAGAAGAGCAAGAAGGACAGCUACUUCAGCAAUGGAUUAUGAGCAGACAAUUAUCGCUGGUAAUCAAUACCAGUCAUGGCUCCAGGAUACUUCUCACAUUCUCCUGAGGGGAAAAAAGAGAAAGGCUCGAGGACCCGCCAGCCCAAGUUUUGAGGUUACUAAGCGUAUGAAGCUGCCACUUACACAACUCUUUGAAGAGCAUGUGGACGGUUCGUACCCACCUCAGCUCAUGGAACUUUGGUCAAAAUGCACCCAUCCUCUUCAAACCUCUACAUCUGAGACUGGACGCCCUGAUCUCUCUGCGGAGCAAUCUCCAGGGUUUGUCCAGGAGAGAAUGCAAAACCACGACCAAACAGACCAUCAUCAGGGCACUGAGACAAGCUUCCAAAAUCUUGGUAGUCCCGCAGAAAGAUUUCGUAACGCUCUCGCUGAGAAAGAUGGUUCAAUAGAAGGCCUGAUGGCUCGAUCUCGAGCAAGCGCUGAAAAUAAUAACCGCAAGUCUGCUGCCGAUAUUAGCGUUACACCAUUAUAUUCUGGAGAUGACGUGAGAUCCAUACCUAGCAGCACACCAUCCGCACGUGGGGCAGCUUCCAUUAACAUAGAAAUCAACUCUAACAGUCGCAGGCUCAGCAGAAAAAGGCAACAUUCCUCGCCAAGAAGAGGACUCGAACCAGUAGCGGAAGACAGAACGUCGGAGCACCGUGCUUAUGAGUUUGAGUUUUCAAUGUUACCUGAAAAGGGGUUUACAGCUGAUAACGAAGUACUAGCUGAGACUGGACCUACACAAACUCAAAAGCCAGUGACCACUCACUCAGACGAGAAGAUAACAGAUAGCAUCAAAAGUCACCUCAAGACGCACUUUGAAACACCUGGAGCUGCUCAAGUGGAAUCUCUUAACAAACUCGCUAUUGGAAUGAAAAGAAACGCUGCAGCUCAACUCUUCUACCAAUCCUGUGUGCUAGCCACUCGCGGAGUGAUCAAGGUGGAGCAAACACAGCCUUAUGGGGACAUUCUCAUUGCAAGAGGACCCAAUAUGUAAAGGCUUUUGAUAUUUGAGAUGAAAGGUUAUUUAGUUUUUCAUAUUUAAGCAAAGAGAGAGUCCUGUAGACUUUAAAAAUUAUAACGGCGUAGUACUACUUCCUUCAUACAUCAUCAUCCUCGCUUCCUCCGAAACAUAUCUAAUUAUUUUUAAAAGAUUUUUAUUUGAUCUGGUUUGUUUAUA
This is a messenger RNA of Raphanus sativus (radish), 3057 nucleotides long. RefSeq names its product sister chromatid cohesion 1 protein 1. NCBI's taxonomy places the organism in Eukaryota, Viridiplantae, Streptophyta, Magnoliopsida, Brassicales, Brassicaceae. Gene Ontology annotation, molecular function: protein binding; chromatin binding. Gene Ontology annotation, biological process: replication-born double-strand break repair via sister chromatid exchange; synaptonemal complex assembly; mitotic sister chromatid cohesion. The record is from RefSeq and is a predicted model, not a curated record. Gene Ontology annotation, cellular component: cohesin complex; synaptonemal complex. Bases 1018 to 2874 code for a protein of 618 amino acids. The transcript has 20 exons.